CUUCCUCGCAGAGGCGCAAAGCCGUAAACCCUUUCUCGCUCGCCGUCCUCGAGAGGUUUCAGAAGGAGGCGCCGCCGCCGGGUGCAGUGACGAGAGCGAGGUACCUGCGGUUGUUAGGGUUUGGGUUGAGAUGGGGAGGUCGAAGAGCAAGGGCCCCAAGUUCGCGGUGGUGAAGAAGAUGAUCACCAAGAAGACCGUCAACAAGUACAAGCAGGAUGUGCUGAACCCCAACAAGAAGGACGCGGAGAAGGAGAAGCUCGGCCGGAAUGUGCCGCAGGUCUCGUCGGCUCUUUUCUUCAGCUACAACACGGCGCUCGGGCCACCUUAUCGGGUGAUUGUGGACACCAACUUCAUCAACUUCUCCAUCCAGAACAAGCUGGAUUUGGAGAAAGGAAUGAUGGACUGCCUUUAUGCAAAAUGCACUCCGUGUAUCACUGAUUGUGUUAUGGCUGAGCUUGAAAAGCUUGGACAGAAGUAUCGCGUGGCCUUGAGAAUUGCCAAGGACCCUAGGUUCCAAAGAUUAGCAUGCACACACAAGGGAACUUAUGCUGAUGACUGCAUUGUGGAGAGGGUUACUCAACACAAAUGCUACAUUGUUGCCACAUGUGAUAGAGAUUUGAAAAGGAGGAUAAGGAAGGUUCCUGGUGUUCCAAUCAUGUAUAUUACUCGACACAGGUACUCGAUAGAACGGCUCCCUGAAGCCACAGUUGGUGGAGCGCCAAGAAUCUGAUGAGCAUAAACAUGAUAUGGUGAACUUCACUGUCGCACUCGGUGCUUGUUCAUGUUGUCACUGUUUUUGCCUGAAGCUGCCGCUUGCACUGAUGAUGGAAUCAUGGACAAGAAUGCUGCUGUGCUUGUUGAGCUUGCUGUAACAACAUAUAAGUCUUGCACCAGCCGAUGAUGUUACUAUUGUUAUCAUUGAAAUGUAAUAGUUUCUGUUUACAGUGUUUCCCAAAUUUUUAGAGUAAUUUACUAGCUGUUCUGUUUCCGCCGUUGGCUUGGCUGCCCAGUUGUAUCUGUUGGUGCUGUAGCUUUCUUCUUUCUUAACAUGUUCAGAGGCUCUGAGCUCCGUGUAUGAUCCGAGUCUCGAGGUCUAACCUGUUUGGAAAAAAGAAGGAAAAUUUAGCA
Panicum hallii is the source of this 1128-nucleotide messenger RNA. Its product is annotated as rRNA-processing protein FCF1 homolog. Lineage: Eukaryota; Viridiplantae; Streptophyta; Magnoliopsida; Poales; Poaceae. Gene Ontology annotation, cellular component: small-subunit processome; nucleolus. The transcript is spliced from 9 exons. The coding region runs from base 131 to 730 and encodes 199 amino acids. The record is from RefSeq and is a predicted model, not a curated record.